Molecule: messenger RNA, 562 nt
Organism: Gilbertella persicaria
Lineage: Eukaryota; Fungi; Mucoromycota; Mucoromycetes; Mucorales; Choanephoraceae
Product: mitochondrial ATP synthase g subunit-domain-containing protein
Exons: 2
Coding region: 128-469 (113 amino acids)
Biological process (GO): proton motive force-driven ATP synthesis
Molecular function (GO): proton transmembrane transporter activity
Source: RefSeq, a predicted model, not a curated record
GUUCACGUCACAUUGAGCAAAAAAAGAAAAAAAAUCUUUUUCUUAUUUUCAUAGUCAGCUACCCCCUCCCAUUGAACAGACGCUUGCAUUCCCCCUUUUCUUUCUUUCACUAAAAUUUUCAUUAAAGAUGGCUUCCAAGAUUGUCGGUUCCGCCCAAACUUACCUUCAUAAGCUUAUUGCUCUCCAAAAGCCUGUUGUCUACAACGCUAAGGUUGCUGUCGAAGUCGCUAAACAAGUCUAUGUUAAGGAAGGCAUGGCUUUCCCUACUGGCGCACAAUUCACUGAAGCCACCAACACCCUUCAAAAUGCUCUCAAAAUCAAAAACCUCAAGAACUUGACUUUCUCUGAUGUUGCCAAGGGCUCUGUUGUUCUUGCUGAAAUCUAUACCUUCUUCCUUAUUGGUGAAAUCGUUGGCCGUAGAAACUUGAUUGGUUAUAACGUCAAGUCUGAAUCUCAUGCUGCUCAUUGAGAACAGUAAUCAUUAUCAUCAUCACACAGGAUGUUAUAAAGUUUUGGAAUCCUAAUAAAAGCCAACAAAAAAUCGAAAUGAUGUGUAUCCUGG